This is a messenger RNA of Danio aesculapii, 3588 nucleotides long. RefSeq names its product protein phosphatase 3, catalytic subunit, beta isozyme (gene ppp3cb). Gene Ontology annotation, biological process: calcineurin-NFAT signaling cascade. NCBI's taxonomy places the organism in Eukaryota, Metazoa, Chordata, Actinopteri, Cypriniformes, Danionidae. The coding region runs from base 406 to 2064 and encodes 552 amino acids. The record is from RefSeq and is a predicted model, not a curated record. Gene Ontology annotation, cellular component: cytosol; cytoplasm; calcineurin complex. The transcript is spliced from 13 exons. Gene Ontology annotation, molecular function: calmodulin binding; calmodulin-dependent protein phosphatase activity.
CCCCAAAUCAGCCUCCGCGUGAUGGCGGUAUGAGGCAGUCCCUGCGAGCGAGAGCGUGGGAGUUCCUGUCUUCGCCAUGUCGGGGUGGUGCUGCAACGCGUUGAGGAUACCCUGAACCGACCGAGCAGAAGUCUCCCAGCCCCCCUCCUACUGCUCCAUCCAUCCAUCCAUCCAUCUAUCUGUCUACCCAUCCGCCCCCACACGGCACCAGAGUCCAGCAUCUCUCCAGCAUCACCGUUCGCCUGGAUCGACUGCGACACAUCUUCUUUCUCCCUGACCGGCGGUGGACGGAGGAGAGACGCACCAAGUGAUGCGGCUUCUGCAGCCCGCGCAUCCCGCAGCACCGAAGACCGCACGCUCACCCGUCAGGAGUAAGCGCACUUUCCCCGUGAUCUGCAACAGCCCAUGAGAAUGUCCAGCGCAGACAUCAUGGGUUUAAACCCUACCGACCGCGUAAUCAAAUCUGUGCCGUUCCCACUGAGCCACAGGUUGAGCAUGCGAGAGGUGUUUGACUGUGAGGGCAAACCGCGUGUGGACCUGCUGAAGGCUCACCUCACUAAAGAGGGCCGCGUGGAGGAGCCCGUCGCCCUGCGCAUUAUCAAUGAAGGGGCCGCUAUCCUGCGCCAAGAGAAGACCAUGCUGGACAUCGAGGCUCCUGUCACAGUGUGUGGUGAUAUUCACGGCCAGUUCUUUGACCUGAUGAAGUUAUUUGAGGUUGGCGGGUCUCCUGCGACAACGAGGUACCUGUUUCUAGGAGACUAUGUGGACCGAGGGUACUUCAGUAUUGAGGUGAGUGUGCCCUGCUUAGGCACCCUAGUGAGUGUAUCGCACAAUAUCAUGAUCCCAAUAUCUGUGAAAUGUCUUUAUUCUCUCCAUCAGUGUGUGCUUUACCUCUGGUCGCUGAAAAUCCUCUACCCAAAGACGCUGUUUCUGCUGCGGGGAAACCAUGAAUGUAGACAUUUGACUGAAUAUUUCACUUUCAAACAAGAAUGUAAAAUCAAAUACUCGGAGCAGGUGUACGAUGCAUGCAUGGAUGCGUUCGACUGUCUGCCUCUGGCCGCUCUGAUGAAUCAGCAGUUUCUGUGUGUUCAUGGUGGUCUGUCUCCUGAGAUCCACACGCUAGACGACAUCAAGAGGCUGGACAGGUUCAAGGAGCCUCCGGCGUUUGGCCCCAUGUGUGAUCUGCUGUGGUCAGACCCGCUGGAGGACUUUGGCAAUGAAAAGAGCCAAGAUUAUUUCAGCCACAACACUGUCCGCGGAUGCUCCUACUUCUAUAGUUAUCCCGCAGUGUGUGAGUUUUUACAGACCAACAACUUGCUGUCGGUCAUCAGGGCACAUGAGGCGCAGGACGCGGGUUACCGCAUGUACAGGAAGAGUCAGACCACAGGUUUCCCUUCUCUCAUCACCAUCUUCUCAGCUCCAAACUACUUGGACGUUUACAACAACAAAGCGGCUGUGCUUAAAUAUGAAAACAACGUAAUGAACAUCCGACAGUUCAACUGCUCGCCUCACCCGUACUGGCUGCCCAACUUCAUGGACGUCUUCACCUGGUCUCUUCCAUUUGUUGGAGAGAAAGUGACAGAGAUGUUGGUGAAUGUCCUCAGCAUCUGCUCUGACGAUGAGCUUAUGAACGACGGAGAUGAGAUCUUUGAUGCUAAUGCUGCGGCCGCCCGUAAAGAGGUCAUCAGAAACAAGAUCCGUGCCAUCGGCAAAAUGGCCAAAAUGUUCUCUGUCCUGCGAGAGGAGAGUGAGAAUGUGUUGACCCUAAAAGGUCUGACCCCGACCGGGAUGCUACCAAGUGGCGUUCUGUCUGGAGGAAAACAGACCUUGCAGAGCGCUACCAUCGAGGCCAUUGAAGCCGUCGAGGAGGUUAAGGAUGGAGAAGCCAUCCGUGGCUUCUCUCCACAGCACAAGAUCACCAGUUUUGAGGAAGCGAAGGGUCUAGACCGCAUAAACGAGCGCAUGCCUCCUCGCCGGGACGUAGUCAACAGCGUGGGCCUGUCGAUGGGCAAGAUGAACAUGGCCGAAUCAAAUGGCACAGAUGACAACAGCAAUAUCCAGUGAUCGAUUUCCUCCCCGUCUCCCUCGCUCGCCCCAUUGCUCUUUCUCCCAUCAUGCAUUUCUCCCCACUAUCCCCUCAUUUUCACUGCUACCGUCUAUGUAGCAGAUGGAUUAUGUGAUAUAUUUUAGACCGAACUCCCUGCUUGACGUUCAGCGGCCUCAACAACACCCAAGAAGGGCCCGCGUGAAGGAGAUCAUGCUCGACUGUUGCAUGAUGGGACGUGUAGUUUUACGGAUAUGGGGCUAUGUACACGGAGAAGAGGGCAUUUCCUGUUCCUUUGUCCGAAGAGAUGUUUAUUUAUGCGUGUUUGCACUUCCGCGUGCGUGUCUGUGUGUGUGCGCGUAUGUGAUAUAUAAUUAUAUGACGAUAAGUAGGUUUUCACAAACGCUUACUCUUUUUCCUUUGAUUUUUUUUUUUUUUGUUCGUUUGUUUUUUGGCCUGCUGUGGAACGUGAAACACAAAGCUGACGCUCUAUUUAUUUAAAAAAAUGCGUAAGAGAAGCGUAUGUUUGCAUUCGUGCGUGCGCGAGGAGCUUAUAAUCGUUACUUUUACACUUCUAUGUUUUGCUACUAGUAAUCACUAUAUCUAAUAACUAAUAACUACACGAAAUAACCUAACCCAGGAGAGAUUUGGAGUCAGCGCGAAGCCCCUCAUGCUGUUUGUUUGUUGUGCGAAUCUAACGUUGUCAAUUCGUAACUCUAUUGCUCCCCCACUGGUGAUCCAAGGGAAGCGUUCAGUGAGCUGUAUGUGUGCGCGUGUGUGUGUGAGAGAGAAACAGUGAGGUGAUUUGAUCUGAGGGGUUGCGUCGGGCCGUGGUGGGUGGUUUCAAACAGGUUCUUUACAGGUGCACUAGUAAGAACGGAUGAUGCGCAUAAUUCAUGGGAGUUUAUUUUGUAUAUAAAUGGCGUAUAUUUUUAAGGAACGUUUUUGUUAUCGCUUAUUUUCACGUUCUUUUUAUCUUGUAUUCGAGCUAUUUAUUUUAUUGUUUGUUCGUUCGUUUUAUUUUAUUUCGUUCGUUUACAUCGCUGUACAGUUAAUUAAGCUCCAAUGAGGUGUUUGUUUAUCGAUGUACAGAAGUUAUCCAGUAGUGUGAAGGAACAUAUAAUUCUGUGAAAAAGACAUCCGGGCUGCCAAAAGCAUGACUGCAUGGUUAUUUCAAAUGUAAAAAUACGAAUACGGACACACCUUAACGUGUCUCACAUUUUUAAGGAGAAGUAUAUAUUCCGAUCAUUAUUCUAAACAAUAUUCUGGUUAUUUAUGAUUAUGAUUAUUCUUAUGAUUAUUCUUAAGAGUUCUGCUGGUUUAUUCCACACUUUGCCUCAUUCUCGUUUCGGUUGCUCAUUGUGCUUUACUUUAUGAAUAAUGGAAAAACGUUCAUGAGUUAUUUGUGAUUCUAUAUCUUGUAUUUUUCUCUGGAGCUUCAUUCUGAGCAUCAUGAUUUCCUGACCUACAGUACGGACAGUGUGAGCAUGCCCUAUGGGACAAAUCUCUUUUUUUACUCUUGAAUAAAAUAUGCAUGAACCUUU